This is a messenger RNA of Aspergillus uvarum CBS 121591, 753 nucleotides long. RefSeq lists its product as uncharacterized. Bases 148 to 648 code for a protein of 166 amino acids. The transcript has 3 exons. Lineage: Eukaryota; Fungi; Ascomycota; Eurotiomycetes; Eurotiales; Aspergillaceae. The record is from RefSeq and is a predicted model, not a curated record.
CAACCGAGCACGGAGCACACGAUGUUCAUCUUCAUGGUUCUUGAUGACGUCUAGUCUUUAAGGUCUCCAAAAAAAAACUCUGCACUUUCUUUCUUUGUUCUCUCGAUUGUGUUUUGACCCCCUCCCACUGGAUUCUGUCCGGCUUGCAUGAUUCCCCGAGUCUUAGUCUAUCUAUCCACCCCCCGGUCUUCCUGGGACCUACCUAGUCCGGAGUCUAGUUACGGUGCAUUGGAGUACAUCAGGUACAGUACAUACAUAUGUACUGUACUCACAGUUGAAGAACUGCUUGCUGCAUGCCAUGUCGCAGAUCUGCCGACUUGCCUUCCAAGAACGCAAAGAGAAGACCCGAAUAUACUUUCGGUAGAUGCACUGCAGUUUCCCUCCGCCCCUCGUCCCUCCCUGAGUCCGUACUAUGAAACCACCACCCAAGACUCCGUUUCAGUUCCAUUCGAAACCUCGAAUGCAGAUCUUACCCCGGAAGGUCCUACACAUCUACUCAAGACCGAGACUAUCCGGCCGAAGAACGAAGACAACAACCUCGAUGGGGGUGGAGGGGAAUGCUUAGUGUCCAUUCCAAAUGGUGUUCAGAUCAAGACAAGAGGCCAAGAAGGUCAUCUUCAGCGACAACAACAACAACAACAACAGUAACCCUUUAAUGCACCAAGGUCGAACUAACCAACCAACCAAAAAGAGACAGAAAGAAAAGCAAAUCCACACAGAUCCCAGAUAAGAUCAGAAACAAGACAGAUCGGU